AUGAAGAUUCAGAGAAAUAAAGUGGAUCAUAAGAACAACUCAGGAAGCAUGGAGAUAGUUGCAGAACAUCAGGAUGAUAUUUAUGUUCUUGGAAUGGUUAUAAGUAUGGGAGAUAUGGUAACAUCGAGCACCACUCGAAAAAUACAGAUUGAUGCGAAAACACAGCAGAGGAUAUCACUUACAUUGAAGAUCAAGAUAGAGACAGUUAGUGUUGAUCUUGGAAGUUCCACAAUAUAUUUGAAAGGAAAAACGGUUGUGAUGCAUGAACAUGUGAAGUUAGGAUCAUAUCACACAAUAGAUAUAGUGCCUGGUCAUGCAUUUGAAUUAGAGAAGCAAGAAUGGCCAUGUCAAUCAAUCAAAUUGCUUAAAGAGGCGACUAAGCCACAACCAGAAAUGAUUUUUAUAAUAUUCUAUGAGAAGGAAUGUGUUGUUUCUGUAGUCUCAAAAGCCAGAGUCAGUAUUUUAAUCAAGCAAGAAAUAAAAAACAAGAAGUUCUGUAAUAUUAUCAAGACAUUAGAAAAGCAUGUGAGUAUGAUUGAUCUUUUUGUAGUGGCAAGUGCAUUUGAAGUGCGAAAUGAAUUCUACAAGGCUGUUUCAUUUGCAAAAGAGCUUUCUAAAGUGUUGAAAAGCUUUUGUGUGGUGAAGGUUCCUGCAGAAUGUAAAGGAUACUCAAAUUUGAAGGUUAUCAAUACGAUUCUUACAAACAAGGAGCUUUCAAAAACGUUCCAGGGAAUUCAGUAUGUGGAGGAUCUGAAGCAAGCAGAGAAUUUUUUUGUUGCAUUCGCAAAGGGCUCUGAAUUGGUUUGCAUUGGGAUGGAGGAUAUCCGAGAGGCUAUGGAUUAUGGCGCAUUGGAAAGAGUGGUGAUAAUUGAUGAGAAGGUUAAGCCGAACAAUAUUGAAGAGAGGAUAAAGGCAGAAAUGUUCUGUAAGGAGCUGGGAGCAAUUAAUUGUAAAAUAUCGAUUAUUCCAGCAGCGCACUUUUGUGGAGAGAAGUUGAAGGAGAUGGGCGGCGUAUGUGCGAUGCUGAAGUUUAAUUAUAAAUGA
This is a messenger RNA of Ordospora colligata OC4, 1044 nucleotides long. RefSeq names its product PelA-like RNA-binding protein. Lineage: Eukaryota; Fungi; Microsporidia; Ordosporidae. The transcript has a single exon. Gene Ontology annotation, biological process: RNA surveillance; nuclear-transcribed mRNA catabolic process, no-go decay; nonfunctional rRNA decay. Gene Ontology annotation, cellular component: cytoplasm. Bases 1 to 1044 code for a protein of 347 amino acids. The record is from RefSeq and is a predicted model, not a curated record.